UAAAGAUGGCGGACUCGUCGGGGACCGAGCUGUCAGAGGGAAAAGAAAUAGAAAUUGAGCUGAGAAAAAGAUCGAAAAGACCCUGGGAGGAAUUUCACAAGUCGGGUAAGAUCGGUGUGACCCCGGAGCUGCCAGAGACGUUGGGAUUUUACGACAUUAGCGCUGUCAGGAGGGAGCAGCAGGACCUCUCAGCAGAUCCAUCGUUGACACGCUUCAUUUGCGCAGAACUCACCAGAGGUUACUUCCUGGAACACAAUGAGGCAAAGUAUACAGAACGCAGGGAGAGAGUUUACACAUGCAUGCGCAUUCCCAAGGAGCUGGAGAAGCUGAUGAUCUUCGGCUUCUUCCUGUGCGCGGAUGCUUUCCUGUACGUCUUCACUCUGCUGCCCCUCAGGGUGCUGCUGGCCCUGCUCCGUCUCCUCACCCUGCCGUGCUGUGGUUUCAGCGGGUCGCGCCUGCUGCAGCCAGCGCAGGUCUGUGAUGUGCUGAAGGGCCUGAUCCUGGUGCUGUGCUUCUCCAUGAUGCAUUACGUGGAUUACUCCAUGAUGUACCAUCUAAUACGAGGACAGUCUGUUAUCAAGCUGUACAUCAUCUACAACAUGCUGGAGGUUGCAGAUCGCCUCUUCUCGUCCUUUGGUCAAGACAUCUUGGAUGCUCUGUACUGGACAGCCACGGAACCCAAAGAACGGAAAAGAGACAACAUAGGAGUCAUCCCUCACUUCCUGAUGGCCGUCUUUUACGUCUUCCUUCAUGCCAUCCUCAUCAUGGUCCAAGCUUCAACUCUUAACGUCGCCUUCAACUCGCACAACAAGUCUCUGCUCACCAUCAUGAUGUCCAACAAUUUUGUGGAGAUCAAAGGAAGCGUUUUCAAGAAAUUUGAGAAGAACAACUUAUUCCAAAUGUCCAACAGCGAUAUCAAAGAACGCUUCACCAGCUACGUUCUGCUGCUUAUUGUUUGUCUCAGGAAUAUGGAGCAGUUCUCAUGGAAUGCAGACCACCUGUGGGUGUUGCUCCCUGAUGUCUUCAUGGUCGUCACCUCAGAAGUGGCGGUCGACGUCAUUAAACACGCUUUCAUCACAAAGUUCAACGACAUCACUGCAGAUGUGUACAGCGAAUACAGAGCCAGUUUGGCUUUUGAUCUUGUCAGCAGUCGGCAGAAGAACGCUUACACCGACUACAGUGACUCAGUGGCCCGGAGGAUGGGUUUCAUCCCUCUACCGUUGGCUGUUCUGCUUAUCCGAGUGGUGAUGAGUUCAGUGAAGGUGCAGGGAGCACUGUCGUACACGUGCAUGCUCCUCUUUUAUCUCGGGCUGGUGACGCUGAAAGUGCUGAACAGUAUCGUGCUGCUGGGGAAGUCGUACAUUUACGUCAAGAGAGCCAACAUGGAGGACAAACUGUUCGAGAAGCCCUCCGCUACCGCGUCGUCUGCAAAGACCCCCAGCAGAGCUGACCUGGCCAAAUGUCGCACACCUUCAGGUGAAUCCAAGGUGGUGGUGAGUCCGGCCUCGCCCUGCAGCCCCCCGGCACCACCACCCUCCUCCUCCUCCUGCUCCUCCUCCGUCACCACCCAGCCGGCCCCCAGGACUGACCUGUUCCCCUCCCUGCUCACCGAUGCUUCCUCCCCCGGAGCCCCCGCCGACCCUCCUCCUGCUCCAUCACCUCAACCCGAACUCCAACCGCCCGCAGCCUCAGUCUCCGAGGAAGAGGAAGAGGAAAGCGAGCCGCUCGAGGCCUCGGAAACAAAGCACAGAACUGCCAACAAAGACCUGCUGGAGAUCGACCGCUUCACCAUCUGCGGCAACCGGAUCGACUGACCGGCGACGGACGCACAUGCAGCACGUAACCACUCAGGACAGACAGACGGACAGCAGCGCCCCCCGACCGGGCUCUACCAGUCGGUAGCAGCAGACUAGCUGAUUAUUAAAGUCGGUGCCAAUAUAGUGAGAUUGUGCCCAUGAACACACCGUGUCAGACGAUCCGAUGAUUCUGGUGUCACCCACGCCUGAAGUUGAGAAGUUUGACAGAGAAAACUUUGGCUGCCUGAUGAACCUGCCGGAGUCUAAAAGUGUGAAUGUGACAACCGAGUUGUUGGGAUGAACCGUCGUACGUCUGUGAGAGCGAGCGCUCUUUGGAAUAAUUGAAUGUUAAUCGUUAGAGUUUAGGUGUGUUUGUGUGUGAGCGAGCGUGAACAGCGCGCAGGCACUUCCCCAGCAGCACUGGGACCAGGAGCAGAGGAAAUCCACACUGCAGUCAGAAACGUUUCUUCUGACGUUGAAGUGAACACCAGAAUAGUUUCCGUUCAAGUGUUGAAGUUUAUUCUUAAAUACUUAUCAGCAUAUCAGAUCGCAAGUAACGUGCGCAGGUUCUGAGGUUAUUUAAGAAUCCAAGGGGAAGAAACUUUAAAAAGUAGUUCCCGUCUGCAAAUCAGUACCUCCUGUGUAUAAAGCAGAAAAAUCCAUCUCUGCACAUUUAAACCCUUUAAUGCUUAAGUGU
Molecule: messenger RNA, 2493 nt
Organism: Cololabis saira (Pacific saury)
Lineage: Eukaryota; Metazoa; Chordata; Actinopteri; Beloniformes; Belonidae
Gene: tapt1a
Product: transmembrane anterior posterior transformation 1a
Exons: 14
Coding region: 6-1814 (602 amino acids)
Biological process (GO): positive regulation of cilium assembly; maintenance of protein localization in endoplasmic reticulum
Cellular component (GO): endoplasmic reticulum membrane; ciliary basal body
Source: RefSeq, a predicted model, not a curated record